Molecule: messenger RNA, 2027 nt
Organism: Durio zibethinus
Lineage: Eukaryota; Viridiplantae; Streptophyta; Magnoliopsida; Malvales; Malvaceae
Source: RefSeq, a predicted model, not a curated record
UGUUUAUUGAUAGGUUGAGGAGUUGAUGUUCCAAUUGGCCUGUGAUCUGUCUGGAGUGGUGGUAGAAGCUACAUUAAAAGAACUACUUCCUGCAAUAAUAAAUUGGGGAAACAAGUUAGACCAUAUUUUGACAGUUCUACUCUCUCAUAUCGUAGGCUCUGCUCAGCGCUGCCCACCUCUUUCUGGAGUUGAAGGGUCAGUGGAGUCCCACCUGCGUGUUCUAGGUGAACGAGAGCGCUGGAAUCUUGAUGUUUUGUUAAAAAUGCUAGCUGAAUUGCUUCCUUAUGUGCAUCAGAAAGCAAUUGAGACGUGCCCAUUUACACCUGUUUUGGAGUCAAAUGUGACAAUAUUUUCCAGCUCGAUCCUUGAAUUGUAUGCAGGGGGACACGUUGAAUGGCCUGCAUUUGAAUGGAUGCAUGUUGAUUGCUUUUCUGGUUUGCUACAGCUGGCUUGCUUGUUACCCCAGAAAGAGGAUAAUUUAAGAAACCGAACUACGAAGUUCUUGUUAGGUGUUUCUGAAUGUUUUGGGGAUUCUUAUUUGAUGCACAUAAUGCUGCCUGUAUUUUUGGUAUCAGUUGGGGAUGAUGCUGGUUUGACAUUUUUCCCUCCCAACAUUCAUUCAAGAAUCAAGGGUUUGAGACCAAGAACAGCUGUGGCAGAGAGACUUGCUACUCUAGGUAUCCUGCCACUUCUCUUGGCAGGUGUGCUAGGAUCUCCUGGUAUGCGUGAACCGUUGGCAGACUACUUGAGAAAGCUCCUAGUUGAAGGUGCCAUGAAGGAGAAUCAGUUUACACCACACAACAUUGAUAUUGUUAAUGCUGUCCGCUUCCUUUGCACAUUUGAAGAACAUCAUGGCAUGAUAUUCAAUAUCUUGUGGGAAAUGGUUGUAAGCUCUAAUGUAGAAAUGAAGAUCAGUGCUGCCAAUAUAUUGAAAGUCAUUGUGCCAUACACUGAUGCAAAAGUUGCAUCUACACAUGUUCUGCCUGCCCUGAUUACCCUUGGCUCUGAUCAAAACUUGAAUGUGAAGUAUGCAAGCAUAGAUGCAUUUGGAGCUGUGGCACAACAUUUUAAAAAUGACAUGAUUGUUGAUAAAAUACGUGUUCAAAUGGAUGCUUUUCUUGAAGAUGGAUCCCAUGAAGCAACCAUUGCUGUGGUCCGUUCGCUAGUGGUAGCAGUUCCACAUACAACGGAGAGACUUAGAGAUUAUCUUUUAUCCAAGAUUUUCCAACUGACUAGCACGACUGUUUCUGCAACUGAUGUGAUGCGUCGCCGUCAGAGAGCUAAUGCGUUUUGUGAAGCCAUUCGUGCGAUGGAUGCAACAGAUCUUUCUGCAAAUGGCAUUCGCGACUUCCUCCUUCCUGCCAUACAAAACUUGCUUAAAGACCCUGAUGCACUUGAUCCAGCACACAAAGAAGCCCUUGAAAUAAUAUUAAAAGAAAGGUCAGGUGGGACUUUUGAGGCUUUGAGCAAGGUGAUGGGAGCUCACCUUGGGAUUGCAUCAUCAAUGACCAGUUUCUUUGGUGAAGGUGGGCUACUAGGCAAGAAAGAAAGUACUGAAUCACCAACUGAGCCAGUUGAAUCCCCAAAAGCUGUGGCAGCACCUGCACCGGCAGAGGAUACCAGAUUCAUGCGAAUUAUGAGGGUCACUGACAUGCUUAGAGGCAAAGCAAAAAACCAAGAAGAAACACACUAGAACCAGUGAAGUCAAGUGAGACUGCUGUUUCCUAACUCCUUAUGAGAUGAAUGUAUGUAUCUUUUUAAAAAACGUUUCAUGUCAUAUACGAGGAUGCUACGUUGUAGCAGGUGGUGAUUUUUUCAUUAUAAUUUUCUUUUUAAACCAUUCGCUAUUGCAAAUUAAACAAUUUGUUUUAAUAGAGACGAAGCAUGACCUUUUUGUCAUAAGCAAUGCAUUAUAAUCUUUUUUGUCAUAAGGUUUGUAGCUAUUGCUAUCUCUAAAUUGCAUUUUGUUGUUUUUCUAGUUAUUGAACUUCCAUUCUUCGACAGUCUUUAAGGGAGAAAAAUAGGUU